Molecule: messenger RNA, 1767 nt
Organism: Miscanthus lutarioriparius
Lineage: Eukaryota; Viridiplantae; Streptophyta; Magnoliopsida; Poales; Poaceae
Source: the annotation of a GenBank genome assembly
AUGAGCAUGGACGUAGCAGGUGCAGAGGCACCUGUCAAGGGGAAAUUCCUUGGUAUACUUGUCUGCUGGCUUUUGGGAAAUGGAAGCCUUUUCGCGUGGAACAGUAUGCUCACCAUUGAAGAUUACUACUCCCAUCUCUUCCCGAAUUACCACCCAACAAGAGUACUCACGCUAUCUUACCAGCCUUUUGCCUUUGGAAUAACCCUCAUCAUGACAUACUAUGAAGCAAAGAUGAACACAAGAUUGAGAAAUCUUGCAGGGUUUUCCCUUUUCUUCCUCGGUUCCUUUGCAUUGAUAAUUCUGGAUGUUGCAACUAAAGGACAUGGUGGGCUUGGAGUUUUCAUUGGUGUAUGCAUAAUUAGCGCCAUAUUUGGGACAGCUGAUGCUAAUUGUCAAGGCGCAUUGGUUGGCGACCUUUCUUUAAUGUGCCCAGAGUUCAUUCAGUCCUUCAUGGCAGGCUUAGCUGCAUCAGGGGUUCUCACGUCAGCUUUGAGAUUAAUUACCAAGGCAGCUUUUGAGAGCUCAAAAGAUGGUCUUCGCAUUGGAGCUAUACUGUUCUUUUCAAUCACAUGCCUGUUCGAGCUGGCGUGCCUCCUGCUAUACACGUUCGUCUUCGCCAAACUACCCAUCGUGAAGUACUACCGUGCAAAGGCAGCCGCUGAAGGUAGCAAGACUGUUGCCAGCGACCUUGCUGCUGCAGGGAUCAUCGCUGAACAACAGGGACAAAUCGAGGAGGAUCCACAGAAAUACAAGCGUCUGACCACUAAAGAGCUGCUCAUGCAGAACAUCGACUACGCGAUCGAUAUCUACCUGAUAUAUGUCCUGACGCUGUCAAUCUUCCCAGGAUUUUUGUCUGAAGACACUGGAGAACACAACCUAGGAUCAUGGUACGCACUUGUGCUGAUUGCCAUGUACAAUGUGUGGGACCUGAUCGGGAGGUACGUGCCGCUGAUCCCGUGCUUGAAGCUAACCUCCCGGAAGGUCAUGAUGGCGGCUGUCUUGGCACGGUUCCUGUUCAUCCCGGCGUUCUACUUCACAGCCAAAUACGGCGACCAGGGGUACAUGAUCUUCCUAACCUCCUUCCUGGGGCUCACCAACGGGUACCUCACCGUGUGUGUGCUCAUGGAGGCGCCCAACGGCUACAAUGGCCCCGAGCAGAACGCGCUGGGCAACGUGCUCAUCGUCUGCCUCCUCGGCGGCCUCUUCUCAGGCGUCGUGCUCGACUGGCUCUGGCUCAUUGGCAAGGGCUGCGCGUCCAGGGAAGAGGAUUGGGGGCUAUUUCCUCGAGCUCAUCGCGGCGCGGCGAUUCCUCUGGCGGAGCCGCGGGUCCUUGUCGCUGACGUUGUCGGUGGUCUCCGAGGAGCUCCGGCGAGGCGGCUCCGUUGCUACUGCUGCAGCGGCACCACGGUGGCCACGCUGCUCCUGUUCCUGUUCACCAAUGCCGUCUCCGUCGCUGCCAUCUCCUCCGGCGCCGGGCCCUCCCUCCUCCGCCGCUAUGGAAGCUACAGCAAGCCCACGACUACCAUCGUCCGCCUCUGGGACGGCUGCGCGGCGCUCCACGCGGCUCAACGCCACGCAGGCCGCGCCGACCUCGCGGGCCUCCACGCCCGCGUCCGCACCGCCAACGAGCUCCUCCAGACGCUCCUCCGCGCCAUGCAGGACAACGGCGGCCGGGACCUCUGUGCACGCAUUGAUUUGGGAAAUGGAACAAGAGUGCAUAGCAUGGAUUGGGCAAACCAGGAGGUCUCAGCGCCACCAAAUAGAUAG